Molecule: messenger RNA, 3150 nt
Organism: Cricetulus griseus (Chinese hamster)
Lineage: Eukaryota; Metazoa; Chordata; Mammalia; Rodentia; Cricetidae
Source: RefSeq, a predicted model, not a curated record
AGCAUUUCCCACUCUUGACUUCUGCCAGCACUUGCUCCCAUUGGUGCCUGAGCACCCAGUCUCACCAGCAUGCUCUGCCUGUGCCUGUAUGUGCCGAUCAUUGGGGAGGCCCAAACUGAAUUCCAGUACUUUGAAUCCAAGGGGCUUCCCGCAGAGCUGAAAUCCAUCUUCAAACUCAGUGUCUUUAUCCCCUCGCAGGAGUUCUCCACCUACCGACAAUGGAAGCAGAAAAUUGUGCAAGCAGGUGACAAGGACCUUGAUGGGCAACUGGACUUUGAAGAGUUUGUACAUUACCUCCAAGAUCAUGAGAAAAAACUGAGGCUGGUGUUCAAGAGUCUGGACAAAAAGAAUGAUGGACGAAUCGACGCUCAAGAGAUCAUGCAGUCCCUGCGGGACUUGGGCGUCAAGAUCUCUGAACAGCAAGCAGAGAAGAUUCUUAAGAGCAUGGAUAAGAAUGGCACGAUGACCAUCGACUGGAAUGAGUGGAGGGACUACCACCUCUUGCACCCUGUGGAGAAUAUCCCUGAGAUCAUCCUGUACUGGAAGCACUCAACGAUCUUCGAUGUUGGUGAGAACCUGACAGUCCCAGAUGAGUUCACAGUGGAAGAGAGGCAGACAGGGAUGUGGUGGAGGCACCUGGUGGCCGGAGGUGGGGCAGGGGCAGUUUCCAGAACAUGCACUGCUCCCCUGGACAGACUGAAGGUGCUCAUGCAGGUCCAUGCCUCCCGCAGCAACAAUAUGUGCAUCGUCGGCGGAUUUACACAGAUGAUUCGGGAAGGGGGAGCCAAGUCUCUCUGGCGGGGCAAUGGCAUCAAUGUCAUCAAAAUUGCCCCCGAGUCGGCCAUCAAAUUCAUGGCAUAUGAGCAGAUGAAGCGCCUUGUUGGUAGUGAUCAGGAGACACUGAGGAUCCAUGAAAGGCUUGUGGCUGGCUCCUUGGCUGGGGAAGUUGCCCAGAGUAGUAUCUACCCAAUGGAGGUUUUGAAGACCCGAAUGGCCCUGCGGAAGACAGGCCAGUACUCGGGCAUGUUGGACUGUGCCAGGAGGAUCUUGGCUAAAGAGGGUGUAGCUGCUUUCUACAAAGGUUACAUCCCCAACAUGCUGGGGAUCAUCCCCUAUGCUGGCAUCGAUCUAGCUGUCUAUGAGACACUGAAAAAUACCUGGCUACAGCGCUAUGCAGUGAACAGUGCAGACCCUGGUGUGUUUGUGUUUGUUCUCUUGGCCUGGAGCACUAUCUCCAGUCCCUGUGGCCAGCUGGCCAGCUACCCACUAGCCUUGGUCAGGACCCGGAUGCAGGCACAAGCUUCCAUUGAGGGUGCGCCCGAGGUAACCAUGAGCAGCCUCUUCAAACAGAUUCUGCGGACUGAGGGGGCCUUUGGGCUAUACAGGGGGCUGGCCCCCAACUUCAUGAAGGUGAUUCCAGCUGUGAGCAUUAGCUACGUGGUAUACGAGAACCUGAAGAUCACACUGGGCGUGCAAUCUCGGUGACGGGAGGGUGGUGGACUUGGUGAUCCUGGGUUGCUGCCCGGGACGUGUAGCCAUCUCAUUCUGUGAAUGUGCCAACACUAAGCUGACUUACCCAGGCUGUGAAACCCAGGAUGCCGCAGGGGAGGGGCAGGGACUGGCAAGCUCUAGGCUGGUCCUGCUGACCUGGCAGACCCUGUGUCCCUUCCAAGGAAGGCCUGUGGACAUUUCUUGGGGUCCAGAGGUCAGUAGGAUGUGGGCUCCUGCACCUAGAACCAGGAUGUUUUCUGCAGUGCCUGCCCGACAGUGAGCUUGGAGGCCAGCUUAGUUCUUCCAUCUCGUUCACGCAGCCAGACCUCAGCCAUAACCUCCCUCUGGUCCAAAGAGCAUUCCUGUGUCCCCUCUCAUCUUUCUCAUUGAUGUGCUGUGGUAGGAAGUGGGCAAAUCCCCACUUCUUCUUGUCCCUCUUGCCUCAGUGCUGGUCCUCCAAACCUGUUUCCCAGGCUGCAGCAUCCAUGGGGACCUGUGGUACGGGAAGCUGAAGGAGUACCCCAUACGUCCUUGCCUCUUCUGAGCUCACCAGCAAGGCUACCUGGAUGUGCCCAGGUACUCAGGCACUGGCUGCCUGGCACCAUGGUGCAUGGCUUUGCUGAAAGCUACUCUAGGACCUGGAUCCCAGAGGAUUUGUGCUGCCUGCAUGGGCCUAAUGUCCUGUGAGCUGUCCCUAAGCCCUGUCAGGACUGGCAUCAGCUCAUGACCAUACUUAUUGUUCCAUUUUGUGGUAUGAGGGUGAGGCAGAGUAUCUGCCCCAUGCGUGCUGCCAUGAUGAGAAGGAAAAGAUGCUGAAGGCCUUAAUCAUGUCUCACUGGAUAAAGGAUUUGGUUCAGAAGGGCAAACUGGACACUGCUCAUGGGCCUCACUCACAGAGAGAGCAGGAGGGGGUGCAGAGGGAAGUGGUUUGGCUGCUUUGAAGUCUGUUCCAAGGUCCUGUGGGGGGAGUGGGCCCAGCCUCACAUUCCACACGGCGUAUCACACUGCUUGGAGCCUAUUUAUUUUGUAUUUAUUUGAACAGAGUUAUGUCCUAACUAUUUUUAUAGAUUUGUUUAAUUAAUAGCCUGUCAUUGUCAAGUUCAUUUUUUAUUCGUAUUUUAUGUUCAUGGUUUAUUGUACCUUCCCAUCACCACCUGGUGGGGGGUGGGGAGACAGAUGGAAGAGUGGCCACAGAGUGACCUUACCUGCUGCCUACACUGUCCAAAGAAAUUCCUCUCCCAGCUGGAAACAGGAAAAGGCACCAGGACCUUGCUGUGGGAAGCAUCCCCUGGCAGUCCAGGAAGGGUCGUGGGAAAGGCGGAGAGGAGGGAAGAAUUUCUUUAUUUUGCCCUUUUGGAAUGACAAGGCAGUGGGUGCUUCACUGGGAAUUUGGUAUGAGGGUGAGGACUGGAGGACUGGGUGGCCUGCCCUCCCUAACCUGUGACCUGGGCUCCCUCCUGGCCCAUGGCUGCCCUUGCUCAAUGAGUGGUCAGCUGGCCACUUGGCAAUUGUGCCUCCUCGGUCCCAGAACAACCUGAUGAGGGAAAUCCAAAUAGGAUGCAAAGAUCAAUGCAAAAAUUACCGUUCUGCAUAGUCUAUCGCUGUAACUGGACUUUGUCAAAGGCAAGCAGCCUUCUAAUAAAGUUGCUUCAAAAGUGA